Molecule: messenger RNA, 2518 nt
Organism: Dermatophagoides farinae (American house dust mite)
Lineage: Eukaryota; Metazoa; Arthropoda; Arachnida; Sarcoptiformes; Pyroglyphidae
Biological process (GO): protein dephosphorylation; cilium assembly
Molecular function (GO): protein tyrosine phosphatase activity
Source: RefSeq, a predicted model, not a curated record
UUUUUAAAAAAUGAAAACAACUUGUAAUUGAUGAUCACAAUUCCCGGGAAAUUUGAGCUGUAAAGUUUUUAAAUGUCAAUUUUGUUUGUUUGUCAUCAUCAUCAUUCAUAAGGUUAUUGCAUCGUUAAUCCAAUAGUUUUUACUACAAAAUUGAUUUUUCGUGUUUUUUUUCUUGGCCAUGAAUUUCAUUUGAAUAUGUUCAAAAGAUAAUAUCGUCAGAUGAUAAGAUAACAUUGUGUGUGUGUGUGUUUCACAUGGACAUGUGUGUUACAGAUACGAAAAUAAACGAAUAUAUAAUAUAUGAUUGUCAUUGAUGAUGGAAUAUGACACGAAAUUCCUCGAUUCCAUCGUACACAAUUGUCAUUUAUAUGAAAAUGAUUAAUAUGAAUUGCUUGAACCAAAAGAUAGAGAGAAAGAAUGAAAAUCAUACAUGCAAAUAAUUUUGUGUAAACAAACACCUUCACAACGACGUCAACAAAGACUAAACAAUUUCAUUUUUUUUUCCAGAAUUAUCAUUUCAGUGAUCAUUUGUCUUUGUUGUUGUCGUCGUCAUUUGUUAAAAUUUUUUUUUCAGCCACCACCACACAACAUAAUGAUAAAUUCAAUAAAAUUGAAUGGUCUAAAUGUUGAAGAUCAGCUACCACCAACGUUACCGACAUCAUUACAUCAAUCAAUCAAUUCGAAUAAUUAUAAUCGAACAUCAGUUAGACACAAUAAAUUGGCGGAAUUAUUACGUCGUUCUACUAGUAAUCAAUUACAAUGUUCAAUGUUUUGUGGUGGCCGUCGCUGUAAAUAUGAUAACCGGGAUGUGUGGCCAAUAAAUGAUCGUGCUAUUGAACCAUUGUAUUCACAUUGGAUAACGGACAAUAUAUUGGCAAUGGCACGGCCAAAUUCAGAUAUGAUUCACAAUGAUAAUCUUAUUGAACUGUUUCAUCAAAAUGGAAUUCGUACCGUUAUCAAUCUACAGGAACCAGGUGAACAUGCAAACUGUGGACCGCAAUUAGAACCGGAAAGUGGUUUUACAUAUGAUCCAAAAAUAUUUAUGGAUAAUAAUAUAUAUUUCUAUAAUUAUAAAUGGAAAGAUUUCCUCGAUAUCAGUGAAGAAUCAUUGACCGAUAUGGUCAAAGUGCUGACAUUUUCCCUAUAUCAAGGUCGUGUAGCUAUACAUUGUCAUGCUGGCCUAGGAAGAACCGGAACAUUGAUAGCCGGAUUUCUUAUCUAUACAUUUCGUUGUCGACCUAUAGAUGCAAUAAAUUUUGUUCGAUCACGACGACCACAUUCGAUUCAAUCACGUAGUCAGAUAACUAAAUUGUUUAAAUUUGCCAAUUAUAUUGCACCCUGUUUUAUUGUUUAUAAUAAUGUAACUGCAUCGAUACAAUUCACACAGAAUACAUUGGAAGAAUUUCUUCGACGACAAAAUCGUCUAUUACAUGGACAGGAAUUACGAAUAUUACGUUAUAUACCGAAAAUUGUGUUUAUUAUUUGUGAAAAACUUCUUCAGCUUACAAUAACAACAUCGGCAGAGGAUAAUAAAAUAAAUCGAAUCGAUUCGAAAGAAGAAUGGGAAAAUUUCACCAAUAAUUAUCUAAGUCAUCCACAAAAAUCUUUAUUAGAAAUUGAUUGCGAUAAAAUAAUGACUAUGGGUGAUCCAAAUAAUGGCACCAAAAAGAAAAGUCCAAAAGAACGACGAUCAAGAGCACAAAGUGAAUCAUCAUCAACAACAAUGACAUCACGACUUCGAACAGAAGAAUCAAUGGAUGAACAACGUUUAAUUGAUGCAUUAACCGAUAGUGUUACAACUACUGCCCGUAUACAGAUGACAGAUUUGGAACGAAACAUUAAUGAUUCAAUUCAUAUGGACGAAUCGAAAUUACUUGCCGAACAUCGUGCUAGCUUAAUAUUUGACUCAGAUUUAUUUCAUUCAUCAUCAUUUGAUAAUACAAAUGAUGAUUCAAUGAGAAUAUCACGACAAAUGAUAAUUGAAACGUUGAUUGAACAACCAAAAAAUAAUGAUCGUCAAUGGAUGAAGAAAAUUUUCGAUUAUCAACGUGAAAUUAACAAUAAACCAAGUGGCUGGAAUCGAUUACGAUCGGAAACAGAUUUGGAAAUAUUAUGUUCAUUAUUAAUGACUUGGUUGGAAAAUUUUGAUGUUCCAAUAUUGAACAAUAGAAUUAUUGUUCAAUUGAAUAAUCGAAAGAUGGCAAAACAAAAAUUUCUUGAUAGUUUUCAUUCAAUCAAUAUCGGCACACGAUAUACUUUGGAAUAUUUGGCACGUUUUCUUAUUAAAUUAUCAUCAUCACCAUUUGAUAUGGAUAAUUCACGGUUGGUAGCUCGAUUUGUUGCUAGUUUGGCAAUGAGAAAAAUUCGUUUUACACCAACAGAAAUAUUACCACAUGAUGCUAAACGUACAUGGCCAUUCAUUGAUUGUCGUAGUCAAAUUUUAUUGGAUUAUUUCAAUGAAUUAAUCCGAAUGAUUAUUAUUCAUGAUCGUAAUUUAUUCAAUGAUAAUAAUUAGAAA